UAGAACCAUCCGAGCCGCUCACGUUUUUCGGAAUGGGAUGGCCGUCCUGAGCAAUACCGGGGCACACUGUGGCGUCAAGGAAUGCUCGCGCCUGGAUUUUUUGCCCUUCACAUGUAGCCAGUGUCAGGGAGUGUUUUGCUUGGAUCACUUCCGCUUCGAGAAACACAGCUGUCCCCUGGCUGCUGGCUUGGACCAGCGCGUCUUGGUGUGUCCCCUGUGCAACAAGGGCGUGCGCCUGGAAGUAGGCGAAGAUCUCAACAUCACCUGGGAACGACACACUUUGGAUGGCUGCACCAAUCCUGCGGGGUCCGAGAGUCGGGAGAAAAAGGCCAGAUGUCCGGUGAAAGGAUGCAAGGAACUGUUGACCAUGAGCAAUAGUGUGGUUUGCUCCAGUUGUCAGCAGAAAGUGUGCCUCAAGCACCGUUUCGAAGACGCACAUGGCUGCACUUCGACGCCUUCCCGUCCACCCCCAGCGCGUCCUGCGCGCGCCGCGAGAGGCGCAUCCGGUGGAUGGCAGUGUCGCCGCUGCACAUUGGUCAACGCGGCUGGAUCGGUGGAGUGCGACGCCUGUGGUGCUGGGUAUGCCACGCAUGGCGCGCCCGCACCAGCACCUGAACGACCGGCGGCGGGCAAGUGGACUUGCGGCCGAUGCACACUGGACAACGCGGCCAGCGCCCAGACGUGCGACGCCUGUGGGGCCAGUCGGCCAUCAGCGGCAGAUGCCAAGGCCGAGUACGGGCCGGCCUUCAUCUCCGUUCUCUCCGCUCCCUCGAAAGCCUGGGACCAUGCCUUUGAUGAGAUGAUUCCAUUGGAAUUUGACCUCAGCCAGGCGACCAUGGGUUACAGGCAGUUACCUUGCCAUAGGGAGGCUCUGACAAGAGUGACCAGCUGUUCUGAAGUCAAGGAAUGGCUCGAAGACAUCCUUGCCUCAAAGCCAGGCAAGGCCUUGCCCUAUGCCAUCGCACUGGUGGGUCCUUCAGGGUCCGGCAAGUCCACGUUCCUGGCAGCCUUGAAGACUUUGCCCAUGAAGGUGCUGCAGAUGUCCAUUCCGGCCUUGAUCAAUGCUGGGAUUGGAGACACCCACCUGGCAGUGCGAAGGCACUUUGAGCGUGCGCAGCUGUUACAGCCCUCCUGCGUGACCUUAGAUGAUGCUGAUGAACUCUUCCGAGGGCAGGAAGGCAGUGAGAACCACGGCGUGUCCGAUCUCUUGGCAGAGCUGGUGCAUAUGCUGGACCAAUUCUGUUCUCCAAUCCUGGUCUUUAUCGCAACGUGCACCAGUCGAGAAGCGAUCCCAGCUGUUUUGGCUUGCCGUUUGCACUUCAUUCAGCUCAAUGAGAGGAUCAGUCCAGUCCCAACUUCGGUAGUACCAAAUGCCCAAAGUUUCCAGGUGGAGAGCUGA
Molecule: messenger RNA, 1399 nt
Organism: Cladocopium goreaui
Lineage: Eukaryota; Dinophyceae; Suessiales; Symbiodiniaceae
Source: the annotation of a GenBank genome assembly